UGCUUUUGUCGAUUCAGAAGUCGAGCGCCCUCUAUUUUUGGAGUACCGGACAGCGAUCAGUAAUUUGUUUUUGUGCAUGCAUGCUGAGUUCCCGGGUGCUCGACAAGCCCAACGGUUAUAGCGGAUCUACAGUUGGCUAGACGCCGUGUUUGCCCCGCACCCGUUGUGCAGCAAGCCGCUCAUGAAAGUAGCCGAAUGAGAAAGCAACCUGGUUAUUUGUUGUUUGUACACAGCAUGAGAGGAACUCUUCCCUUUUGAUUUUCCUGUGACGUAUAGGAUAGUGGUUGAAGACAAGAUGCAGAGCCCAGAAGACAACACGAUGGUUGUGAGGAUGAUGGGGGACUUUGAUCGCUUUAUUGCGAAGGAUAUAGAAAAGCGAAAGAGAGAGCAGCACGUGAGAGAGCGUGAAGGUGAUUUGUUGACAGCUCACGGUCGUAUCGCCAAGCUAGAGACGGAGAUGGAGAUGAUGAAAGCCAGUACAAAAAAAGCAAGAUUGGAGGCGGAUGAAGAUGUCCAGAAACUCAAACAAAAAUUACAGAUGAAAACUGACACAGUUUCAGAGUUACAGUGUCAACUUGAAUUCAUCCUGAAGCACGAGAAUCAACUCAAGCGUGACUUGGAGGAAGAGAAGAGCAGCAAAGCUGUGAUGAGGACACAAUUCAACGAUCAGAUUCAAGAUUUGAGAGAGAAGAAACUCAAAGUGGAGACUGUGUUACAGGAACAACAGUUCAGUAGUCGUGAUACCAUCUCCAAACUUUCCAAUGAUCUUACAAAGAAAGAUGCAGAGAUGAAGCUCUUACAGACUGAUUUAGAAGAAGCUACAACACAAAUGAGAUACCAUAUGAAGAGAGGUCUUGGUGCAAGCAGUCAAAGGAGAGCUAUAGAGGAUUAUAAAGCACAGCUUGUUUCUGCCCAACACAAAAUACAGAUUCUUGAGCAGCAGGUUGAAGCCCAGAAAGACAGUGCUGUGGUGGCCAGAGCCGUUCAGAGUGAUGUUCAGAAAGUUGGUAAACUCGAACAAGAAAAUACAAAACUGAAACAGGAAAAUGCUUAUUACAGAGAAACUUGUGAGAAUAACAGUUUACUGAAGGAAAAGGUGAGUGGGCUAGAAGCUAAGUUGGUGAGAGCAGAAGAAAGAUCUACUCAAUUCGCUGAGCUUCAGGUUGAGAAUGAAGAUUUAAAAGCUAGACUUCAUCGCUGGGAAUCCAUCAGUGGUGACCAAUCUUCAAGGCCAAAAUCACCUUCGGAGAUGGUCCAGCAGAUAUCAGAAUUACAGAGGGGGCAGGUGAGCUUAUUGGAACAGCAAGGCCAGUACAUGGCAAGUUCUCAUUCUCAUGAAGAAGCAUACAAAGCAACGAAGGAAGAUCUCAAAUCAAUGCAGCAGCAACUUGUAAAACAACAGGUACAAAACAAACAACAAGAAGAUCUAGUCAAGAGACUUCAGAGGAGACUACUCAUGCUAACCAAGGAGCGUGAUGGUAUGAGGCAGAUCUUGAACUCUUACGACGCAGAAGUGACCCAUUCAGGUUUUGAAUUACAAGCUAAUACAAGAUUAAAGCAAGCUGAAGAGACUGUUCAGAUGUGUCAUCAUCAGAUUCAGCAACUAGAUACAGCUCUAACAAAAAGCAAAGAGGAGGGUGGGCAGUAUAGACUACAAGUCAAACAGCUGGAGCUUGAAUUGGCUCACUUGAAGGAUGAACUGACGAUGACCAAGGAAUCUCUUUCUAAGACUGGAUCUGGAGGAACAACAUCUGAUUCAGAGGAAGAACUGAAGAAGAGAGUGGAGGAGCUGGAAGAGGAGUGUAAGAAACUCGCUGAGAGGAACGAGAGCCUGGAACUUCAUUUAGAAAGGAGUGCACUGAAGGGAGACUAUGAUCCGACAAAGACCAAGAUAGUUACAUUCAGCAUGAAUCCUGCAGCCAUGGCAAAGAAAAAGAGAGGGGAAGAACUGGAGAGAUUAAGAGCAGAAUGUGAGACCUUGAGACAACGUGUGAGGGUUCUGGAGGAAUCGUCAGGAGAAGGCACUUCUACUGAGACCGUAGCUAAUCGCAUCAGGGAAGAACAGACUAGAGCAGUUCAAGAUGUGAAGAAGGAGCUUGAGUUGUCGGAGUUACGUAAUCAACGGCUGAAGGAGGUGUUUGCUCAGAAGAUACAGGAGUUUCGUCAAGCUUGCUAUCGGUUAACAGGGUACCAGAUUAACAAUCCUACCAGCAACCAAUACAAGCUGUUAUCUAUGUAUGCAGAGUCACCCAAUGAUAUAUUACAUUUUCAGAUGACACCAGCAGGUGAAAUGGCAUUACUAGCCAACGAAUUCUCUUCAUCGUUAAGUCAUAUGGUUGAUGAAUUCCUACUCCGUGGUCAUAGUAUUCCAGCAUUCCUCAGCACGGUGACCCUUGACCUCUUCAGCCGACAGACGGUCAUGACAUAAUCCUUCUUAAAAGCUGAGGCUAAUCUCUAUUUUUUAUAUCUUUCAUUUUUCUUUAUUGAUUGUUAUUGAUUGUAUAAUCAACUAGUCUACAAUGUAAGCUAUUGCUGUUUUUAUUUUUAUACCUCAUUUAAAUGGUGGCUCUGUGUUGGAAAUAAUAUGAUUUAAUAAAUGAAGUAGAAUCAGACAAUGUGAAAAUUUAAUCAAAAUCAGACAAGGAAUAAAAAAAAUAGGACAUUUUACAGUUCAGCUUCAUGUUUGGGUAACAAUUCUGUGAAGGUCUUUAUGAAUAUGCAAUGAAUGAGCUGAUGUCAUAUGAAAUAAUGAUUUAAUGUAGAACACAAGAUGACCUCAUCAGCCCAGCUAUUGAAUGAAUGUGACUUCAUGUGUAGAACUUUCACAAAAUCUUGCUGAACUUUAAUAUUCAAUUACUUUAUUUUUCAUCAGAUUUUUCAGCCUGAGUAUCCCUUUAAGUCAAGUUCUCCUGAAGUCCAAGCUAUGCAUCUACUGUCUCAAUUGUUUUUACUUAUUCAAAAUUUUUAGCAUUCUUGUCUGGCUUUGCACCAUGGUGGAAAAUACAUUGGUGCCAAACGUAUUUUACCCCCUCUUCAUAAACGAUCUGCUCGUAGAUUUGAAAGAAUGUUCAAAGAAAGAAUGGAAUGAACCCUCCAUGGACUAUUAUCUUAUAACUAGUUAUAACAGAUUUUUGUCCAUAUGGCUUUGUAAAGUCAAUAUGAAUACAAUGUGUCCUAGAAAAAGAAAAACAUUGUCCUUAUGGCUUUGUAAUGUUAAUAUGUAUAUAUUGUGUCCCAGAAAAAAAAGAAACCCAGGCAUUACCCCCCCCCCCAACCCAAGUCUUCCUGGGACAUCAAUAUAUCCCAGUCUUUUCAGGGUUAACAAAGAAUACCAAAGAAAUGCAAUCUUUGCCUUAACAAAUCUUGACCAAUUUUUCUGCUCAAUUUGGAUACGACAUUAAAACUCAGAGCUUUUUCAAACUCUUCUUGCUCAUCUACAUGUAUGCGCAAACCUUUUGUAUCGUCUUAGUUUAGAUAUCAAAGUGAAUAGGAAAAUGUGGAAUUAAUUAUGUAAAUAAAUUACAGAAAUCAUAUGCUAAUGUUGGAAAAGUCUAUCCGGAAAUCCUGAUUUCCUUUUUCCUAGGACACACUGGAUAUAGAGACGGCUCAUGUAAGUUGCAAAAGAGGCAUUAAAAAAUGCUUUUAAGUUCAAUAUUGGAUGUAUUUUUAAAUAACAGGAGGAUAAUGUGAAUCCUUGCAUGAGCGUCUUUUUCAUGAUUGAUGGAAAGGGUUUGGUUUUAAAAACACUUAAAUUUUUAGGCAGAUAUUAAAAGAAAUAGAAAUACAGACAUAUGAUUUGGAAAAUUUGAUAUGAAAAGUAAAAUGUGAUUUGUUGAAUUAGAAAUGCCCUCCACUUAUUUUGACAUCUGUGCAUGUUGAUCGACCUUUCGCAGACUUGAAGGUGGGGGGGGGGGCCUUAUUCGUACCCCCUGUAAAGAGCGGUUUUAACAGUCAAAAAGUAUUCAUUUAAGCUUAGAGACACCUCAUAUGGGAUUUCAAUGUAUCAAUUUGCACUCUCAAAUUUGGGUGUGUUAACACAAUGAUAGUUUUCAGCUCCUAAGAGAUAAUCCAUUUUACAGGGUUUCCAGCUCAUUAGGGAAGAUUAUUUUACUUUCUCCAGUCAGGGAAUUUAAUUAAAACCUUCAAGUCGGGGAAUUUUUAUUGGCCCAAAAGUUGAAAGUAGUCAGAAAGACUCUACUUUUGUUGCCUAUCAAAACUAUCUGAUGGCAGGCUAUGCAGGUUGUUGUGGAGCAUCUGCAGUACAGGUUUUAUUUAGCAUCUCAGCAUUCCUUAUUAUUUAUAUAGUAGUUUAUCGUUAAAUCAUAAAUUUCAAUUACUUGUGAUUGCUACUUUUUAAACGAUUCUACUUAUCAACACUAGAGUGUUAAUUUAUGAUAGUGAAUUUCAGUUCGUUUUCUCAUGCUAUGUAUCGACAUUUAUUUUCAUUUUGCUUUGUAUAAAUUAUUUUCCUUCUGCUUGAGAAACAAGUACAGAUAAACAUCUUCCUUUUUGUAAGUGACCAUUGUAAGAUAAAAUACAUGUAAUAUGCUCUUUUAUUUA
This is a messenger RNA of Lytechinus pictus (painted urchin), 4560 nucleotides long. Its product is annotated as mitotic spindle assembly checkpoint protein MAD1-like. The transcript is spliced from 16 exons. Bases 296 to 2428 code for a protein of 710 amino acids. Gene Ontology annotation, cellular component: kinetochore; mitotic spindle; nuclear envelope. The record is from RefSeq and is a predicted model, not a curated record. Lineage: Eukaryota; Metazoa; Echinodermata; Echinoidea; Temnopleuroida; Toxopneustidae. Gene Ontology annotation, biological process: attachment of mitotic spindle microtubules to kinetochore; mitotic spindle assembly checkpoint signaling.